This is a messenger RNA of Penicillium daleae, 4062 nucleotides long. RefSeq lists its product as uncharacterized. NCBI's taxonomy places the organism in Eukaryota, Fungi, Ascomycota, Eurotiomycetes, Eurotiales, Aspergillaceae. The coding region runs from base 1 to 4062 and encodes 1353 amino acids. The record is from RefSeq and is a predicted model, not a curated record. The transcript has 3 exons.
AUGGAGGCAGACACGGAGAUGAGAGAUGCCGCCACUCUCUCAGAUGCGGAUUCUCUGGCGUCUACUGCUCCAAGUGAGCAGGAUUCAGAAUAUGAAGUCGAAGAGAUUCUUGCAGAGCGCUCUUCACAUCAAACGGGCAAGAAGAAGUUCUUACUUAAAUGGGCCCACUAUCCCAUCGACCGAGCCACAUGGGAGCCAGCUGAAAUGUUCCUAGAGAUGGACGACACCAUGCUUACGUGGAAGGAAAAAAGACGAAGAGUUGCAGCGGGCAUGGAACAAGAUUUCGAUGUGGACAUCUGGAGAAGAGCUAAACAUGACCGCGAACGUGAAACUCGGAGACGCAAGGAAGCUCGCCGGAGGAAACGUGCCGAGAGGGCUGCUCGAAAGAAUGACAAGCCUCUUCCUCCCUCUGUGUCGAACGGGCUGCCCGAUUCUCGAGAGUCGUCAUCCGAUGCUCCAUUGAUGCAGGCAUCUCGCGCGUCCUCGCCGGAUGUGCCACUCAUUCGGACCAGCGCAAUUUUCCACAAGCCUGGUCAACGGUCUAGCUCCUUCGCUUCAGACAUAUCGUCUCUCUUUGUCUCAUCAGAUGACCCAGAGCCAGAAUCCCACUCCUCCAAGGGAAGUCUGCCGCCUUCGACCUUGCCUACGGCUCAGUCUCUGCAGGAUUCGUCUUUUAAUCGUCUGCGGGUGGGCUUGGGUCCUCAAAGCUCGUCUAAGCCGAGCAAAAUAGAACCAGGGCCACCUGAAAUCCCUCGAUCACAACCUUCCCAGGAUUUUGCUAUUCCGGCAAAGAAGACUCAACCAACUCAACCAACUCAACCACUUCCACAAACUUCCGAAUCUGCCGAAACCUCUCGGGCCUCCCACCCUGUCACUGAGAUCUCGAAGACUGCAACCUCGAAGUUAGAUAAAGCCUCUGACAAAGGUCCCAGCCAGAACACUGGCGACAUACCAGCAACUGGAGCCAAGCAGACACGGGAGUCUCAAUCUCAACGAUCACAGACCUCAUCAAGCCAACCUGCCAAGCAGCUAGCAUUAGGGCCUCUUUACACUGCCUUUGCACCCCACAAAUCCAAGGAUCCAGAACCUGACAUAACCCAGCUGGAUCUGCGCAAGCCCACUGAAUUUCCUGCCAGGACAGCUGCUGGAGUGCCCGUUCCAUUUGCUAAAAUGACAGCUUCGGAUAGUUACCGACGGGGCUCUCAGGGUGGGAUCAAAACUACUGCUGCGUCGUCUAGAGCUUCCCUAACUGGGUCUUCCGAAGCCCAUGGCCCUCCCUCGCAGGCGCCUCGGGUCCCUCAAACAGAGAGGCUCGGUCGAUCCCCUCCUAUCUCGCCCCGCGGUCCCCCUCUGCGAUUUGGUGACUCCUACAGACCGAGCCGUUCUCGCCGUAGUCCUCCCCCUCGGCGCCCAGGCCCACGCGAAAGGUCGCCAGAUUCCCGUCGGAGAUCUGACUCGCGAUCUAGAUCGCCUGACCGCUCGUCCAGACCACGAGAGGCUCGUCAAAGAUCUCCAGUAAGCCGGCGGAGAUCCCCAGAUCAUCAUCGGGCAGCCGACUGCUAUCGGCCCGCUCCUUCCCCCUUCGUGACCGUGACGCGUCCAAAGUCAGCCUCCACAUCUACGCGGUCACCUCCUCCUCCGCUUGUGCCCAUUCCAGCUACCAUCACUGAUACCAGGAAUGACACCCCUGUGAACGGCGAUGCGCUGGUUCUGUCCGCUAGGCCUUCAAGUCCAUCUAAAGAACCUCCGAUGUCUGCAAAGGACCAAAUCAAGCGUAUGCCGAUAGGUAAACGCGAGCCUGGCUGCAUGACGUUCCGAAAAAAUAACUAUUUUGUCAACCGCGGUGAAGUUCUGGCACACAUAUAUUUCGGCACAGAAAAACAUCUCGUUGGGGCUGUACGGUUGUGUGGGCUAACGGCAGAGGUGAAAGAUGACCUCCUGGCAGCCAAGGAUGCUGGAGGACGAACUACUAGGUUUGAGAUGUGGUUCAAGGAUGUGUGCACGCCCGAUCAGUAUGCCACUCUGUGUCAAGCCGAGGAAAGUGUAGGAGGCUCCAACAGAGUCUUGCGCACAUGUUGGAUGGAGGGGUUUGCUGACACCAAUCCGGAGUUAUUCCAAAUGUCGGAACUCCUCCGGUGGGAGAAUAAGGUCGGCAUCUAUUACCCUCCCAGAAACGUCGGUUAUGUGUGGCUUGCAUAUUCCCCCAAGUCUCCUGAGUUCACUUACCUCACCCAACCAUAUCCCGACAUCGAUCCUUGGGUUCCCAUCCGCCUUGCUGUGCGAACACCUUUGCCAUCUCUUGAUAGCGUGAAAAACGUUAACCUGAGACAACUAUUGGGCCCUCGACAGCUCCAGUCUCCAGCGUUGGCCAUGGUACCCUAUGGCCCGUCAAACCCAGCACCAACAGGGGCGCCUGGCUCACUCGAUGAGAUCGUUAGACGCUUAGCACAGACUUCUAGCCCUAGCAAUCUAGACAGAUCCAUUCAGAGCCCCGUGGCAGGACCUCCAGACGGACUCGCUUUUGAUGGAGAGCCGGCUCGAGAGAGUGAAUCCGCGAGGCCGACUGCUCUUGCUCAGGCUACAAGCACCCCAGCUGACCCUCGCAUCAGACGUUUGUUGCCUGGGGCGACAGGUACACAGCAACCGCCUCAGGGGCAAGCUAGUCCGGUAGGAGAUGGAUUAGACAAAAGCAACAAGGAACACCCCCAAGAUGCCAACACGAGAGUGCCAUUUGAUCCCAUGGACACUGAGCCGGACAAGACAGUACCCAUCCACGCGGUCUCCUUCAAUGCGGCCACUCAGAAUAGCGCCAUGAAUCAACUGGCUGACCCUAAUUCAAUGCUCAGCGAAUACUUUGAGCACAAUCUCAAACUGAAUUUCAAAGAACUCGCAAAUGUCAAUGGAAAACGGGAUGGUCCUCAGGCGGACGUCUUUUUCCUGCACAUCCCCGAAGGCGAAGAGGCUCAAAAUGACUGCACUCUUCUCAAGGCAUGGCUCGAAACGAAAGGGGCGAUGAUAUGGUCUGACUGGGCAAGAUUUGUCAAAAACAGCAGCAAGUGCAAUGUGAUUCUGUUUCAUGAAUCCUUCGGGAGAUACGAUGCCCUGCGGCCUAAUAUUCGGGAUGCUUUGGGGAGCUCGUCGAUGGGCUUCUGGACCUUCCGUAUCUCGAGGCCGCUUGACUACCCUGACGUGCGGUAUUGCCAACAAGGAGUUUAUUUCCAGCGCAUCUUCAACCGUGGUGGCGCUUAUCUCUUGACUGAGGACGUCCUUCUCUGUUUGAAAGAAGCAAUCGUCAUCGUAUACUUCUUCCAUACGAUUUCGCGAAGCAAUCCCGGUCUGUGGAAAUUGGCUUGUUGGCCAAAUCUGAUAGAACGUCUCGAGGAAAGGCUUGAAGAUUCCAGCGUACCGAAAGAUGAGCAGAAACUUCUUUUCACUCUCGGCUUCUUGAUCAGGAAAUGCAAUUCCAUUGAUCCCGAACUGCCGUCCUUCCACCCUGAUAGCCUUGAUCCCACAAAUCUCGACAGCGCCAACAACAAUGUUGUUUCUCUCAAAGUAGCCGGCUAUGGAGAGCGCUCCGCAGAUGCGACCCCCAACCUGCCGGCGGAUCUCACCCAAACUGAGCGCAACGCGGAUCAUCUAGCCGAAGCCUUUGCAGGCUGGACCAUCGAAAACGCUGCCCGCCUUCGCAAGUCAAAUAUAAUAUCAAACUGCAAGAACGAAGUCUUGCUCAAGAGAUGGGCUGCCUGGGGCCACGUCACUCUCUACAGUGUCGAGUCCUUCAUCGAGAAGUACAAGAUCAACGUGAACGACAUGCUGGACCGGAUCCAGACCAAGUUGAACAAGCCAAGGAAACCGAGCAAGCCAUCCCAAAGUGGACCAUCGAGUGAUAAGGCUCACGCCGACUUUUCGUCUCCCACACAAACCCCCCAGACUCCCAUGGUUGGAGGAGGCGUCCCAACUCCGAAGGAACCACAUGUCGAUCCUUCGACCCAGCGACGACCAAGCGAGUGGAAAGCACCGCAGCCACAAGAAGGUCAUCAGUAUCAGGCGCCCUAUCGUUGA